Triticum dicoccoides is the source of this 1016-nucleotide messenger RNA. RefSeq lists its product as uncharacterized. Bases 100 to 675 code for a protein of 191 amino acids. The record is from RefSeq and is a predicted model, not a curated record. The transcript has 3 exons. NCBI's taxonomy places the organism in Eukaryota, Viridiplantae, Streptophyta, Magnoliopsida, Poales, Poaceae.
CACGGAAGAGCACAAGGCAGCCUCUGCAGUCCGUUUCUCCCCCAGGAAUCAGCAUCUGGCAGUCCAUUUAUCCGAAAAAAUCCAAGAUCAGUAGUCACAAUGCCGCGAUCAAAUGAAAUCUUACCUGGCCUACUAGCUGCGAAAGCUAUUGCAGCACGCCAUCAGAUCCGUGAGGUCAUUGAUGGCGUAGCACAGUUUGUGACCGAAGUCGGGCUUCGGCAAUGUGCCAUUCGAGAAUACAACGCCCAUCACAUCACCGGCGACGAAUCUGGUUACUGGAUGGCUGAGCUUGAGUGGGCGUACCGAGAAAUGGUGCCCGUGUAUGCAUCUGUUCAAGGAAUGUUCCUUGUGCGUGAUCCUCAGUUUGCAGCUGUGCUGGGAAACGAGCAGGAAAUACAGUUGAGAAACAUUCUGAUAGAUGCCAGGAAUACAGUUGACUCGAUCAACCGUUUGUUCGUGGUGAUGGGGAGCAGCGCAUCAUUGUUUGAGUAUAUUGUGAAUAAUUGCUCGCUUUUGGAUCCAGUAGCUCAUCAGGAGGCAGAAACCAUAUUAAGCGAGGCCAUUAAUAUCGGUCGCCUCAUACAAGCUUUUGCAGGCCAUCUCCAGUUCCAUUUGGAGGUUAUUGCAAAUAUCUGCAAUGAGGGCAUGUUGGUUCCACCCUUGCACCAGGACUAGUCGAAUUAUAGGCCAAGGCCUGCAGGAUAACAGAGAAAUGCGAAGGCAGGCUUUCAUUUGAAGCAAAUGUGAUUCUUCCGGUUUUGGUAGAGUAGAUGGCUGUGGUCGGUGGUAGUAAAAUGAAUGGUGGAAUUGUUGUUAUAAGUGUUUUACCUCCUUGCGGGUCUAUCUGCAGAUAACAUGUUUUGCAGUAGUCUUAUCUUGAGACCUUUGACUUGAUGCAGUAUCUGCAGAUAACAUGUUUUGUAGUAGACUUAUUUUGAAUGGCGUUGAGGCAGUACAUCAGCUUGCCGGGUGGAUGUUAAACUGGUUAUCUUGUUGGGUACAUGUUCUUAUUUCCU